AUGCCCCGAACGAGAGAUUCAGAGGAUGUGGGUCAGGACAAAGUCGUAGUUCUCAAUGGUAGAGAGAUGAAUGGGAGGCCGAGAUGGGGCACUGUGAAUGGCAGUGCCGUCAUGGGAAGUACUACCGCAGAAAGGGCCACCAGUGACAGGCGGGGGGGUGCAGUGCAGUGUCUUGAUGAUGAUGUAACAUGUAGAGGUCUGCAAGAACUUCCAGACUUAUGCUAUAUCUUGCAGGAAGAGUUAGUUGAGAUUACGGUGGGUGAGGUGCCGAGCAGCGGAGGUCAAGAUGGAGGGUCCAGACAGCCGGCCCCCCAGCUACCCCCUCCCUCCCCCACCAACCAUAGAGGCAGACACCCACCAGCCGCCACCCUCUCUCCUCAGCAGCCACAACCCUCAUCUCCCUUGAAGCCACCAAUUUCUCCCCCUCUGAAACCUCCUCCCUCACCCCCCCUCCAGCCCCCUCCCUCUCCCCCUCCUCUCCAACCAUCACCUACCUCCCCUUCACAGACUUUUCCUAACCCAUCACUCCCUCACACUCCUCACUCUCCCCUGCCUCACACUCCCCUGCCCCAUACACCCCUUACUCCACACAGUCCCCUCACACCCCUCACCUCCCAGAGCACCCUGGCGUCUGAGGCUUCUGUGGACUCUGGCGUGGCUUCUGCUCAUUCACUGGACUUGUUGCACAAUAGUAGCAGCAGCCUGGAAACGCACGCACUCCGUAGAAGGGCUGGAAGUAGUGUGAGCAGUGGGACAAGUGAGGUGUGGUUGGGUUCCCUGGAUGGUGAUCCAGCUGGCCUGGAGGUCCUUCCUGAGCUCUGGCCUCAUUCUGAGAGUCCCUCAGCUCCCAAACACAGUCCAUCAGCUUCAAAUCAUAGCCCUUCAUCCUCCCACCAUAGUCCAACAUCACCCCAUCACAGCCCUUCAUCCUCUCACCACAGUCCAUCGUCCCCACACCACAGCCCCUCACCCAGCCGCCUCAGCCCUAUAACAUGUCCCAGCCCUGUCCCAGUCCAGCAGAGCUCCAACCACCUCCUCCUGCCCCAAGAGACGGCUCCCCCUGGACCCAACCCCCCACCGGAAGAUCGGGAGUCAAAGUGGCACUCCUCGCCCCCGAGAGAAAACCCUAAGGAAGCUUUUUCAUCUGUGAUACCACUUCACCCUAGUGCCCUAAGCCCUCACACAGGCCCUGUGCCAGCAGUGAGUGAGGAAGGUGGAAAGAACAGACAGAAUUGUGUCAUAACAGUAAACUCCGUUUCAAGUAAAAAUAUACUUAAUAACGGACAAUCCUUGAAAAAAAUUAAAUCAAGGGAUCGUUCAUAUUAUGAUGCAAGCUUUUGUAAGGAGAACCAAUCAGUGUUACAUAAAUAAUUUAAAUUGUGUUUUAAGAAAACAGAAAGACGAUCUGACAUAUGGCAGCAGUAGUGACGUUGAGCGUAUGGCCAGAGAGGGUUGUGUGUGGAUUGAUAAGUUUGCGUCAUUGUUUGUGAAACAAGUGCUUGAGGAGGCACUGACUGUGAGUUGUUCAAUAGGAUGGUCCAUC
Molecule: messenger RNA, 1543 nt
Organism: Penaeus vannamei (Pacific white shrimp)
Lineage: Eukaryota; Metazoa; Arthropoda; Malacostraca; Decapoda; Penaeidae
Source: RefSeq, a predicted model, not a curated record